This is a messenger RNA of Glycine soja, 2010 nucleotides long. RefSeq lists its product as uncharacterized. The record is from RefSeq and is a predicted model, not a curated record. Lineage: Eukaryota; Viridiplantae; Streptophyta; Magnoliopsida; Fabales; Fabaceae. The coding region runs from base 36 to 1526 and encodes 496 amino acids. The transcript is spliced from 4 exons.
ACCAUUCUUUGUUUCUUGGCGCACUCCAAGUCACAAUGGAACAUUUCAACAAAGCCAAAGCCGUGAAGCUCCGCAGCCACCUCGGCAAGUACCUCAUCGCCGACGAGGACAAACUCCGUCAAAGCAAACGAGGCUCAACAAGAAAGGCAAUAUGGGAAAUUGAACUAAUAAACGGAAAGAACCACCACGUGCGGCUGAAAAGCUCCAACGGCCGUUACCUAACGGCGACGGACGCGCCGUUUCUCUUAGGCAUGACGGGGAACAAGGUGGUGCUAGCGAAUUUCGACAAGGGCACGGAUUGGAAGUUCGAGUGGGAACCCAUAACGGAGGGGUUCCACGUGAAGCUGAGAAGCUGGUGCGGGAAGUACCUCAGAGGUAACGGCGGCACGGUGCCAUGGAGAAACUCCGUUACGCACGAUGACCCUGCUAGCUCCGUUACUCACACUUGGAUCUUGUGGGCUUCGGAACCCGUGCAAGAGUUUCCUGAGAAAAUGGUUUCUUUCGCCGAGAGCGACUUUUCGUCGUUGGAUUCGGAGGAUGAGCUUCUGGCCUCGGAGGAAGAGUCUUCGAGAAGUCACAAGUCCAUGCUCAAGACAACAAGUUCCAACACCUCCGGCGCCACCUCGAUCCGUUCCGGCAUGGAGCUCUUCCACCGCGCGAAGGCGGUGCGCCUCCGCAGCCACCACGACAAGUACCUCCUGGCCGACGAGGACGAGGAGUCCGUCACGCAAGACCGCAACGGAUCCUCCCGCAACGCCAAGUGGACGGUGGAGCUCAUCCCGGAGUUCGACAACAUCAUCAGACUCAAGAGCUGUUACGGAAAAUACUUGACGGCGUCCAACCAGCCGUUACUGCUCGGCGUGACGGGGCGCAAGGUGGUGCAGAGCUUGCCGCGGCGGCUCGACUCCUCCGUGGAGUGGGAGCCCGUGCGCGACGGCGCGCAGGUCAAGCUCAAGACCCGUUACGGGAACUUUCUGAGAGCGAACGGUGGGGUCCCACCUUGGAGGAACUCCGUGACGCACGAUAUCCCGCAUAGGACCGCCACACAGGAUUGGAUCCUGUGGGAUGUGGAUGUUCUCGAGAUUCAUGUGGUGUCCCCUGCUCCGCCUCCGAUUCCGCACUCCGAUUCGCUUGAUUUCGAAUCGAAUACUCCUUCUGCUGUAAACAUCAAAUCUACUACCUUCUCCAGACAAGAGUCGACGGAUUCGAAUGUGGGUUCGCCGCCAAAGAAGAUGGAGGGGAGGACUAUAUACUACCACGUUGCAGAAGAUAAUGGGGAUGUGGAUGAUGAGAAUGUGCAGGGUUAUUCUUUGAAUUUCAAAGGGAAUGGGGUUGAGCAGUUAGCUCGAAAGUUUGAGGAAGAGACUGGGCUUGAGGGAGUUAUUGUGUGCACUCGAAGUCCUUUGAAUGGAAAACUCUACCCUCUUCGCUUGCAGCUUCCUCCAAACAAUGUCACCAUGCAGGUUGUUUUGGUUCUUCCCUCAUCUAAAGUGGCAAGAGAAUUUGAGGAGCAAGGUAUACUAUGACAAGCUACAUUAUUGUUGGAGUCUUGAAUCUACUGAAAUGCAAGGCCUAUGUACGUUGUGAUCCAAGCGUGUUUCAAAUUUUAUGUGAUAGCAUUUAACAAUAUGUUGCAAAACUCCACCUAUUUCAAGUGAGUCCAUUGCAUUUAUAAGGCAGAGUUCACCAAGGUCCAAUGGAGGUAACUUAAAGUUUCCAUGGCAAGGUUCAUAUCAGCAAUAUCCUCUAUUAAGUGGUGUGGAAGGGUUGUAGAUGAUUCUGAUGGAGAUGAAAGUCUUUGUUAGGCUUCCUAUUUAUUAGUGCUAUAGCUUUAAUCUUUAGCCUAUUCUUGUGGAUUCAGAUAUUUGUUGUUUCUUUCUCUGUUGGUAAUUUUCUGUUUUUCAUGUUUUUUUAAGGUGUAUCAUUUGUAUAGACAACUUUUAUCAGAAAACUAGAGGUAUAUUUUUUAUUCAUAUAUAAAUUUAAGGUAUUAGAAGCAUUUUUUAAUCA